This is a messenger RNA of Bipolaris maydis ATCC 48331, 570 nucleotides long. Its product is annotated as ribonuclease III domain-containing protein. Gene Ontology annotation, molecular function: ribonuclease III activity. The record is from RefSeq and is a predicted model, not a curated record. Lineage: Eukaryota; Fungi; Ascomycota; Dothideomycetes; Pleosporales; Pleosporaceae. Gene Ontology annotation, biological process: RNA processing.
AAGAAUUAUAUAUACUCCACAACUUUUACAAGCUAUAGCUUUCUGAUUUAUAUUCUUCACUACAGUGAGAAUGGGAGAACAUCCUGUUGAGACCAUCCUCCAGUAUCAUUUCUCCAACUCUGAAUUACUUGACGAAGCAUUACUUGCUGCAGGGGCGGCAGCUUCAAGCAAAGAUAUAGAAGGCGACGUUCAAGGCAAUAAGCGUCUGGCUCUAUUAGGAGAUUCCGUUCUCCAAGAGGUCGUUCUAGAGCCCUGGUACAACUCUGAGGAAAGUACUGAUAAGGGCCAUGAUAGAGUAAAAAAUCUAUGUAGAAACACAAAAUUGAGCCAGAUAGCACACAGAAGCGGAAUAUCAAGUUAUAUUACGAAAAACCCAUCCCAAGAAGGCCAGGUGCCCCAAGAGACUGCUGCGUCAACAAUUGAAGCGCUGGUAGGGGCGAUUUAUCUUGAUAGUGGAAAGGACAUAUCGAUGGUUAAGAAAGCCCUUAAGGUAAUUGGCUUUUUUGAAGCAAGUUGAUGAUAUAUUGAGAUGUGUCAUGCAUAGAAAAGUUAUGUGUAUUAAAUGCAAUG